CCCUUGCUCCCCCUCUCCACCCCCUUCUUCUCGCCGUGCACCCCCACCCCGUAUCUCCCGGAAGGGUCAGGAGGAGCAGAGACACCGGGAGAAGCCGAGGGCUAAUCCCCUCUCCUAGGUCCGGAGGAGGCCUGGAGCUGGGGGUGCGCGGAGAGGAAGCCGGCCAGAAAAAAAGCAAAGCGCUGGAGAGCCCCAGACGCCAAGCCGAACCGAACCGAACCCGAGCCGCGCUGGGCUCCCGGGGCACCUCUGAGCUGGCCGCCGAAUGGAAAGCAAGCCCGGGGAUCUGAAGUCCACAACCCGAGUGGUGGGGUACCCCUGCCGGGCUGGGGGGGCCGUGUCCGUGGGCUCCGCGCGUAGGUGCGCGCCGAGCUCUCCCAUCAUCGCUAUGCAGCGACCAUUUCCCUGCGAGUCUCCAAGGUGGAGACGCUGCCCACGAGCCCGGGCGUGAUUCGGUGGCUUUUCGGAAAGUUGGCGACCGGAGGAGGAGAAACCGCAGGGUACCCCGCGAUGGAUGUCGUUGGGCCUCGCAGAGAGUUUGCAUGGCCAGCUGGGAAGCCCUCGGAGCCGAAGCCGGAGCUCCCUGCGCUCUGGGCACCUCUAGUUUUGUAAUCAGCCACAAAAGAUGAAAUCUUCCAUAGCUGAGAUGCUUCACAGAGGGAGGAUGUUGUGGAUAAUUCUUCUAAGCACAAUUGCUCUAGGAUGGACUACCCCAAUUCCCUUGAUAGAGGACUCGGAGGAAAUAGAUGAGCCCUGUUUCGAUCCAUGCUACUGUGAAGUUAAAGAAAGCCUCUUUCACAUACAUUGUGACAGUAAAGGAUUUACAAAUGUGAGUCAGAUCACAGAAUUCUGGUCAAGACCUUUUAAACUGUAUCUACAGAGAAAUUCCAUGAGAAAAUUGUAUACCAACAGUUUUCUUCAUUUGAAUAAUGCCGUGUCCAUUAACCUUGGAAACAAUGCAUUACAGGACAUUCAAACCGGAGCUUUCAAUGGCCUUAAGAUUUUAAAGAGGCUCUACCUACACGAAAACAAACUAGAUGUUUUCAGAAAUGACACUUUCCUUGGCUUAGAAAGUCUGGAAUACCUACAGGCAGACUAUAAUGUCAUUAAACGUAUUGAUAGUGGUGCAUUUCGGAACCUAAGCAAAUUGAGGGUUCUGAUUUUAAAUGAUAAUCUUAUUCCCAUGCUUCCAACCAACUUAUUUAAGGCCGUAUCCUUAACCCAUUUGGACCUUCGUGGAAAUAGGUUAAAGGUUCUUUUUUAUAGAGGAAUGUUAGACCACAUUGGCAGAAGCCUCAUGGAGCUCCAGCUGGAAGAAAAUCCCUGGAACUGUACCUGUGAGAUUGUACAAUUGAAGAGUUGGCUGGAGCGAAUUCCUUAUACAGCCCUGGUGGGAGAUAUCACAUGUGAAACACCUUUCCAUUUCCAUGGAAAGGAUCUACGAGAAAUCAGGAAGACAGAACUAUGCCCAUUGUUGUCUGAUUCUGAGGUGGAGGCUAGUUUGGGGAUCCCCCACCUAUCAUCAGGCAAGGAGAAUGCAUGGCCCACGAAGCCUUCUUCAAUGUUGUCUUCUGUUCAUUUUACUGCUUCAUCUGUUGAAUAUAAAUCCUCAAAUAAACAACCCAAACCCACUAAACAGCCCAGAACACCCAGGCCACCCUCCACAUCCCAAGCUUUAUAUCCUGGUCCAAACCAACCUCCCAUUGCCCCUUAUCAAACUAGACCACCUAUCCCCAUUAUAUGCCCUACUGGGUGCACCUGCAAUUUGCAUAUCAAUGACCUCGGCUUGACUGUCAACUGCAAGGAACGAGGAUUUAAUAACAUUUCUGAACUUCUUCCAAGGCCACUGAAUGCCAAGAAACUGUACCUUAGUAGCAAUCUGAUUCAAAAAAUAUACCGCUCUGACUUUUGGAAUUUCUCUUCCUUGGAUCUCUUACAUUUGGGAAACAAUCGUAUUUCCUAUGUCCAGGAUGGCGCUUUCAUCAACCUGCCUAACCUAAAGAGCCUCUUUCUCAAUGGCAAUGAUAUUGAGAGGUUGACCCCAGGCAUGUUUCGAGGCCUCCAGAGUUUGCACUACUUAUACUUUGAGUUCAACGUCAUCCGGGAAAUCCAGCCCGCAGCCUUCAGCCUCAUGCCCAAUUUGAAGCUCCUCUUCCUCAACAAUAACUUGUUGAGGACCCUGCCAACAGACGCCUUUGCAGGCACCUCUCUGGCCCGGCUCAACUUAAGGAAGAACUACUUCCUCUACCUUCCUGUGGCUGGUGUCCUCGAACACUUGAAUGCCAUCGUCCAGAUAGACCUCAACGAGAAUCCGUGGGACUGUACCUGUGACUUAGUCCCCUUCAAACAAUGGAUCGAGACCAUCAGUUCGGUCAGCGUGGUGGGCGAUGUGCUUUGCCGAAGCCCCGAGAACCUCACCCACCGGGAUGUCCGCAAUGUCGAACUGGAGGUUCUCUGCCCAGAGAUGCUGCAUGCUGUACCUGUUGGAGUAUCCCCAGCUCAGCCGGGAGAUUCUCACCUGGCUGGGGGACCAACAAGUGCACCUCCUUAUGAAUUCUCUCCUCCGGGGGGGCCGGUGCCACUGUCUGUGCUUAUCCUCAGCCUACUAGUUCUGUUUUUCUCAGCCGUCUUUGUGGCUGCUGGCCUCUUUGCAUAUGUUCUUCGAAGGCGCCGAAAGAAGCUCCCCUUCAGGAGCAAGAGGCAGGAAGGUGUGGACCUUACUGGCAUCCAGAUGCAAUGCCAUCGGCUGUUUGAGGAUGGCGGAGGAGGUGGAGGUGGAAGUGGGGGUGGAGGCCGACCAACUCUCUCUUCCCCUGACAAGGCCCCUCCUGUGGGUCAUGUAUACGAGUACAUCCCCCAUCCUGUUACCCAGAUGUGUAACAAUCCCAUAUACAAGCCUCGCGAGGAGGAAGAAGCAGCUGUCACCGCACUCCAGGAGGCCAGCACGGCGGAGCGGGGUGGUCCUGGGGCACAGCCACCAGGAAUGGGCGAGGUUCUCCUAGGCAGUGAGCAGUUCACAGAGACACCCAAGGAGAACCACAGCAACUACCGGACCUUGCUGGAGAAAGAAAAAGAGUGGGCCCUGGCAGUGUCCAGCUCCCAGCUCAACACUAUAGUAACAGUCAAUCACCAUCACCCUCACCACCCAGUAGGGGGUGGGCUUGCAGGGGUCGUGGCAGGACCUGGAGGAGACUUGACUGGGUUCCGUCACCAUGAGAAGAAUGGCGGGGUGGUGCUGUUCCCUCCUGGGGGAGGUUGUGGUGGUGGCAGUAUGCUACGAGACCGAGAGAGACCACAGCCGGCCACCUGCACAGUGGGUUUUGUGGACUGUCUUUAUGGCACAGUGCCCAAGUUAAAGGAACUGCAUGUCCAUCCUCCUGGCAUGCAAUACCCAGACUUGCAGCAGGAUGCCAGGAUCAAAGAAACCCUUCUCUUUUCGGCUGGAAAGGGCUUCACAGACCACCCAACCCAAAAAAGUGAUUACCUCGAGUUAAGGGCCAAACUUCAAACCAAGCCGGAUUACCUCGAAGUCUUGGAGAAAACAACAUAUAGGUUCUAACAGAAAAAAAGAAAAAAAAAUCUGUGUAUUCCCCCACAAUGAAAAAGUAAAAAGAAAUAUACCCCUCUCUCCCUUUAUAUUUGUCCCAAUAACUCCAUUCUCACAAACUUCUCUGCCCUGAAAGGAACUCAAAAUCGCAUGAUAACUAGAAAAUACAGAUGUAUGCUCUUCCCUCUCUUAUGUGAUUUGGAGGAAGGGCCAUACUCAGAUCAUUAAUCAAUGAAGUGCCUUCGCAGACUUUUGCCAGCAAAUGUUAUCAUUAUUUUUUAUACUGAAACUUGAGACUUUGACUGUGCCAUGUAUAAGGUAUAAUGGGGAUCAUUGUAUUGAUCCUAAUUAAGUAAAAUUCUGCGUGUCUUUAUUUUCGGUAAAUUAAUUGUUUUUAGUUGUAGUUUUGUUUGAUGGUGGGGGUGGGGGGAGAAAAUUGACAUUUGUGGCUUUCUUUCCUCUUCUCAUCAUGGCACAGAUUCUGUACAUGUAUUAACACUGCAGUUUGCUGCAUGCCUGGAAACUGCAAGAAGGGGAGGGAGGGGGCGGGUCUUGCUCGAAUGUUCUCUCACCCACUCUUGUCUUUCAAACACAUAUCCAUGCGAAUCCCAAAUCCAUGCACAGUUCAGACCCUCCACCUGCAGCCUCUUCCUCCAGGUGCAGGCACACACAGGAACCCAUACACACACACACACACACACACACACACACACACACACGCCUUUUUCAUUUACCCCAAUCUAAUUUGUUUGGGUUUGAUCCAUUCAUUUCCACUCUAUAUUACCACCUUCUCUUUAUUCUUAAUGUACAGCUCACAUAUUUUUUUCCUACUAUUCUAAGAGAAGUCACAUACUAGUCUGGAUCCUUCUGAACUGGAGGCCUGGUGGUUUAACAAUUGGAAGCAUACAUCUUCGGAUGUGUACCCUCUUUGUGACACUUCAUUUUGUGAUGCCAAGAUUUUUUGGAGAACAUCUGCACUUUCUUAUAUAUAUAUAUAAUAUUAAAAACACAUAAAAACAACUGGGUAUAUAUCACUAACAGCUUUGUAGGAAGCACUUUUAAUGUCUUCUCACACUCAAAGAUUCAAAAGAAAUGUGCAUAUAUUUAUUCUGUAAUUUCAGUGAUUAUAAAUUGUAAAGGUAAUGUUUAAUCAUUGUAUAGUGAUUAUGCGUCUGGUAUAGCUUUCCUAAUAAAAAGUUUUUGAAAAACAUAA
Messenger RNA from Suncus etruscus (white-toothed pygmy shrew), 4760 nucleotides. It is a transcript of the gene SLITRK3, whose product is annotated as SLIT and NTRK like family member 3. The record is from RefSeq and is a predicted model, not a curated record. The transcript is spliced from 2 exons. The coding region runs from base 626 to 3559 and encodes 977 amino acids. Gene Ontology annotation, molecular function: protein binding. Gene Ontology annotation, cellular component: postsynaptic density membrane; GABA-ergic synapse. Gene Ontology annotation, biological process: regulation of presynapse assembly; axonogenesis; positive regulation of synapse assembly. Lineage: Eukaryota; Metazoa; Chordata; Mammalia; Eulipotyphla; Soricidae.